Adelges cooleyi (spruce gall adelgid) is the source of this 2107-nucleotide messenger RNA. RefSeq lists its product as uncharacterized. The transcript has 19 exons. The record is from RefSeq and is a predicted model, not a curated record. NCBI's taxonomy places the organism in Eukaryota, Metazoa, Arthropoda, Insecta, Hemiptera, Adelgidae. Gene Ontology annotation, molecular function: calcium ion binding. Bases 53 to 1981 code for a protein of 642 amino acids.
UUUUCAUUUACUAGCUGGUCUCGUAACACAAGCCACGUAUAUAUUUUGAAUUAUGUUAUCAACAAAUAUUAUACUACUAUUGUGUGUCGUGGGUUUUAAAGCGGAUGAUGGUCCUUCUUGGACGAAUAUAAAUCCAAAUUUGAAUAACUUGUCAACGAAGAAAUGGAAGAAAAUAUUUAACCAAUACGACAGCCUGAAUGUAGGUUUAAUCUCUGCAACGGAAUUACAGAAACUAUUAUACGGAGAGUUCCAAGUAUUUCUCACCAUUCGCCAAGCAAAUGAAUAUACAUAUUUAAUUAAUUUACUAAAAAACCAUGAAAUAGGAUUGAAACAGGUGAAAAAAAUGGAACCGAUAAUACAUAUUUUGUCUCAGAGAAAUACUGAAGAGGAGAAAGAAAACUUUAUUGAAAAUUAUAAUCUGUCGAAAGAAGUUUUCGUGGACAAAAUAGCGAGUUAUUUUACUGAACUGUUCUUAGACAAGAAAGAAGUUUUAGAAGUACUCAAAGUUGUCGGCCACGACGCAAAAUUACCAAUUGAAUCGAAGAAGUAUCAGAAAAUAAUAAAAAUGUUGACGGCUUCGCAACGGAUGGCACGUAUACACAAGGAUUUUUAUUUAAAUAACGGCGAUCCUGAUGUUGAUUUUCUUCAAUAUAUACGUAAACAUUGGCUGUUCAGUGAUGAAUCUGCGUCUCUUAUAACUAAUCCCGACAAUCCACUCAUUAGUAAUAUAAAUCCAAAUCUGAAUAACUUGUCACCGAAUAAAUGGAGGAAGAUUUUUAACCAAUACGACAGCGACAAUGAUGGUUUUAUAUCCGCAACGCAAUUACAGAAACUAUUAUACGAACAGUUCAAUGUAUUUAUCACCAUUCGCCAUAUAAAGGCAUAUAUACGGGAAUUUUAUUAUAGGGAAAUCCAUGCUAUAGGACUGAACAUAGUGAAAAAAAUGAGACCGAUGAUAUUUGUUUUGUCACAGAGAGAAGAGAAGAAUAAAAAUAAUAAAAUGUCGACAAAUGUUUUCGUGGACAUAAUAGCGAGUUAUUUUACGGAACUGUUCUUAGACAAGAAAGAAGUUUUAGAAGUACUCAAAAUUGUCGGCCACGACGAAAAAUCAUCAAUUGAAUGGACGGAGUAUCACGAAAUAAUAAAAAUGUUGACGCCUUCGCUACUGAUGGCACGUAUACACAAGGAUUUUUGUUUAAAUAACGGCGAUCCUAAUGUUGAUUUUCUUCAAUAUAUACGUAAACAUUGGCUGUUCAGAGAUGAAUCUGCGUCUCUUAUAACUAAUCUCGACAAUCCACUCAUGAGUAAUAUAAAUCCAAAUCUGAAUAACUUAUCAACGAAGGAAUGGAAGAUGAUUUUAAACAAAUACGACAGCGACAAUGUUGGUUCAAUCUCCGCAACGAAAUUACAGAAAUUAUUAUACGAACAGUUCAAUGUAUUUAUCACUAUUCGCCAAGCAGAGGAAUAUAUAUAUUUAAUUCAUUUACAGGAAAACCAUGAAAUAGCAUUGGAACAUGGAGAAAAAAUGAAACCGAUAAUAAACCAUGAAAUAGGAUUGGAACAUGUGAAAAAAUUGGAACCAAUAAUAUGUAUUUUGUCACAGAGGAAAAGUAAAGAGAAGAAUGAAAGCUUUAUUAAAAAUAACAAAAUGUUGACUGAAGAUUUCGUGACCAUAAUAAAGGAAAAGUUUCCGAUGGUGUUCUUUAAGAAAGAAGAAGUUUUAGAACUACUCAACGUUGUCGGCCACGACGAAAAAUUGCCGAUUGAAUUGACGGAGUACCACGAAAUACUAAAAAUGUUGCCGGCUACGCUACGGAUGGUACGUAUAUACAAUGAUUAUUCAAUACAUAGCGGUGUAAAUAAAUACACCGUUUUGGUUAGUUUUCCCACAUGGAUACGUCGCAGUAGGCUGUACAGAGAGAUACCUGGUUCUUGCGCAUUUGAAGUCCACGAUCGACUUAAGAGUGCAAUUUGCCUUUGAAAAAUAUAACAAAUUUUAAUUUUUUUCAGACAUAACAAUAUAUUUCUUAAAAAUUAAUAUUAAUGAAUACUGAUGCACUAGAAUACUACAUUUUUAAAUAAAAAUAUACAUACAUGUCAAUAGAAA